AUGGCAGCAGCACCCGAGGUCUGCCCCUGGCAACGGCACUGGGACGACACUGGCACCGUCUUCUACUACAACGAGAACACUGAGGAGUCAGAGUGGGAUGUCCCGCCAGGAUGGGAAGCCCACUUCGCCGGUCUCGACGAAAAAGCCAGCGGCGGUGCCGAUGGCGGAGCCAAUGGCGGAGCCAAUGACGACGCUGGUGGUCGCGAUGGUAGUGCUGGUAAAGCAUACGAAGCGGAGGAUGUGGGAGGGGCUGACCAGCGCCAAGUGGACGAUGCGGAGGGCGCGCAAGCCCUGUUAGGCCUCUCCCAGGCUUCUUCCGGGGACCAGGGCGAGGAAGCCUUCGUUGCGGUUUCACCCCCUGAUUCUCCAGCGGAAAAAGAGGAGAAGCGAGAAGGGGAGGAAGGCUCGAGGGCGGGGUCAUCCACUGAAGACAGCGACAACGACUCAGAGCAAGAGUACUACCCGCAAUCGCCAGCGGAACCGGUGGAGAAGGUCGAGGAGGGAAGGCUUAACCUUUCGCCGGUAGUGGCGGAUGCGUCCGCUGCCGGAGGUUACGACGGCACCCCCUCCCCUCACUACUCCCCCGAGGACGAAGAGGAGGAAGAGGAAGCCAGGUCCUCAUCGCCACGGUCCCCAUCCCCGUCGCGGGCGGACGGGUCCUCCACCGCUGCAAGUCGGACCCGCGGCAGCAGCAAGGACCAGAGGAGCCACAGCAACCAACCUUCCCCGUCGCCGGAGCUAGGGCUGUCGUUCCCGGCGUUCGGCGACGACUACUCUCCCAACCACGACGCGGAAUGGCAGGUGAACGAGGAGGAGGAGCUGGAAGGGGGCAAAAAUUCGGCAUCGCCGAACGAGAGCGAAGCGUCCGCGGUCGGCGGCCUGUCCCCCGUUGUCGAGAGCGCCGGGGGCGCUGCUGCCGGGGGCGGUGGACAGAAGCAGGGGUUGAGGAAGGCGGGGGGGAAGGGGAAGGAGAACUCGGUGGAGGACGGGAAGCCGCAGUACUCGGAGGAAGAGAUGGCGAAGAUGGUGAAGAGCGCGGAGAGCAAGAUCGCGGAUUGCGAACGUAGGUUGGAGGAGAGGGACGCCAUCAUGGAAGUCGACUUCACCGCCAGAGUCGCGGCCUACCAGAGCGCACGGGAACGGCUGCAGCACUUGAAGGGUGAAGCGCCCAAUAGGCAGGCGUUCCUCAAGGAAACCCGUAACGCCAGCGUGAAGAAGCUCAUCGCCGGGUACAAUGGCUACGCACAGCAGGCGUCGAUGGUGAACGAUUGGAUACGCGUGGCGACAAAGGGGGACAUAGAUACAGAGAGCCUGAUGCUGCAGCAGCUCAAGAAGCUAAUCAAGACCAACUUUGACGCGAAAAAGGUGGACACGCUCCUCGACUCGAGCAUGCCCGCCUGGCUGACGGCCAUGCAGGACGACACCGGCUGGAGGCGCACCCUGAUAGAGCUGGCGAGGGAGCACAGGGCCUCCGCCCUCCUCCGCUUCGUGCUGAAGCAGCUCAGCGACAUGGGCUACCACAGGGAGAUCGCUUCGGUCAUAAGCGAGACUGACCUUUUUUCGGUGUUUAAUGGGGUGCUGAAGGAUGCCCUGGCUAGAAUACCCGCGGACGACGAGGUGCAAGCGACGGAGGCACUGGCGGACCUCAAGCGCAUGUGCUGCAGCACUUCUUACAUGUUCAUGUAUUCUCAGCAACUCCUCAUCAACCUGGAGAGGGCGGCAGAAGAGGAGUCACGACAAGAGGCCGCCGCGGCGGAAACCGCCAAUAGAUUCAACGGAAGCGGCAGCGGUAGCCGCAAGCGGGGCAGAGAGGAAACCUCCCCGUCGUCUACAGCGACAGGGGUUUCCACUCGAAAGGAAGCCGACGGCAGGGAUGGAGGGGAGACGGGACGGAACUCCGCGGCGAGAAAGUACAAGCGGCUUCGUCAAGAGCUCGCCAAGCACAUGUACGCCGUGGGCGGGAGGGCAGACAACAACUCUUCCUCACCCGAUGGGGGUCGCGGCAUGGGCGCCUUUAGCCUGAGCCGCAGCAUCAGCGGCGGGGCAGGCAUUGGCGGCGGAGGCAGUAGUCGAAAUGGGUUCGGCAGAGGGGCCGGCGGCGGCGGCGGGGCAGAUGAAGACGGCGCCGCCUCAGCGGGAGCCCCAACCGGCGGUUUCCUCCGUGGCGUAGAGAUGGCCCUCUCUCUAGAACUCCCGCGACCCUCGGCUGGGGCGGCGGCGGCCGUGGCGGUGGCGGCUGAGAAAUCGGCGAGGGCGGCAGCGGAUGCGGUGGUUUCGCUUCUGGGGCAGGCCGGAGGUGGCGGCGCACGGCGGGCGGGGGUGCUGUUGGAUGCCGUGGACGGACUUGUGUCGGCGUUUGGGCUAAAGCCGGCGGUGAGGGUGGCCGUGAUCGGCGCAGCAGCGGUGGCGGUGGAAUUACAAGCCGCGGAGAGCGAGCAACCCAAGCGGCGACCGCCGGCGUAUUUGGUGCGGCAUCCCACGUUGAUGGACAUCCUCCUGGAGGCUCUCUUCCACCCUGCACAUCGAUGUCCUUCGGAGGACCUGAGGGCGGGGUGCUGUGCCAUUCUCGCUUACGCGAGUUGCGUAGAGGUGCCCCCGCUGGACACCAACAACGAUGGCAGCAGCAGCAACGGUGGUAGUCUUGGCGGGGAGGCGAUAGAGGUGAUAGACCUUGUGGAACUCGCGGAGACGUCGCACGCGCUCCUGCAGGCGGCCGGGGAGUGUUUCGAGACGUCACAGCUCGCCUCCCUUCAGGGGCGGCUUCGACCGUUUGCCGAGCACCCGCUGGUCAGCCUCGGGGUCCUCAAGUGGGUCCACGCGCAGGCGUCCACGGAGUCGUUCGUGUCCACGCCCUCCUUCUUGUCGUACGCGCCCGUGUUCCUGAAGCUUUGCGGGCAGGCGGCGGACGAGCACCCCCCGCAGCGCCCGGAGGCCUUCGAGAUCUUGAAGCUGAUGCUGAACGCGCGCACGGCGCCCGACACGCCUCCCGCCGCGAAGGCGAAGCUGAAGCAGCACAUCUUGCUUCGCAUGGCCGAGCUCGUGGUCAAAGGAUACAUGCUCCCUGUUUUCGAGUACCUCCGCAAGCUGGCUGCGGGCCCAGGCCUAGACCCUGCUCUGAUCGGCUUCUUCAUGGUGAAGAUCGUCGGUGUGGCCAUCCCGAGACCGGUGGCAAGAGGGGGGAACGCCAACAGCUACUCCCCGGCUUUCCUAAACGCGAUGGCGGGCCUCAUGGGGGUCCCGCGAGUGAGACAGGCGCUGAUAGCGCUGAGGCCGGUGGACAGGGAGCGGUUCGCGGGCUACGCCCGGUACUGCCUCAAGUUCCAGCGCGAUGACCUGACCCCAGAGGCACUGGAGUGGAUGAAGCAGCUGCAAAUCGGCCUGGAGCGAGCGUGAAGCGGAAGGAAAACAAGCCGCCAUGCUCGGUCUGGUGUUUCGACCUGCUUCGAUAGCUACUACACUUCGAUUCAGCCGACUGCCCGGGCACAACGGCCUGCUGCUGUCAUGUACAGCUAUCGUGUUCUCGACCUGUGCGGCUCCCCCGCCCCCUUCCCUCCCCACCCAAGAGUCUGCCCUGGACGACAGAAAAAGCGGCGCGUGGGUUGCUUCGAGCAGUCAAUGUUGUCGAACCUCAACAGGAGUGAUGAUUCCAUUGUGUGUGUGAAGUGGCAUUCGUAGUUUUUGGAAUGCUCGUGUUCUGGAACAUUUAGUGUGAUCUAGGUGCAGGCACAGGCUCGGCGUUGUCUGUGUCGAUGCGGCAUUCGUUUUUUUAUCCAUUGUGAGUGUGUG
Messenger RNA from Ectocarpus siliculosus, 3786 nucleotides. The record is from the annotation of a GenBank genome assembly. Lineage: Eukaryota; Phaeophyceae; Ectocarpales; Ectocarpaceae.